AUUGGCGUUGCGCAUUCUGCUCAUAGCUCAAGGAAACCGAGGGCACCCCGUAGCCCAAGGAGACCGAGGGAACCAGAAGAGGUGCUCGAGGCGAAAGGGUCCAUUGGCUCGUCUGCAGCUAUCGAGAAAGAAAUCCAGAGAACUCAGAACGAAAGUAGCACUACAAAUGAAGAGGUUACUGAGGAAGCCGAAGAUGAAAGCUUUUAUGGCUUACCUAUUGUUUGUCUCGGAUAA
Amoebophrya sp. A25 is the source of this 234-nucleotide messenger RNA. Lineage: Eukaryota; Dinophyceae; Syndiniales; Amoebophryaceae. The record is from the annotation of a GenBank genome assembly.